GGUUUGACGUCACUACUCUGGGACAGGAGCUUGCUUUGCCCUUGCGUAAAAAAUUGAUGUCUGUUGAGUUCAAUCAGUUAUUGUGCUUAGAUUACUGUAUAUUUCCUCUGCGCUGUCAUGUCUCUCGCUGCAGAGGCUUUCGUCUCUCAGAUUGCAGCUGCUGAGCCAUGGCCUGAAAAUGCAGCGUUAUACCAACCUCUCAAAGAGGAUCAAAUCCUGCUGUCAGAUUCUGCGUCCUCUCUAGCCGUUCAGACAUUCCUGAGGAUGUGCGGUCUGCCAGUGCAGGUGUCAUGCCGUGCCAAUGCUGAAUACAUGUCACCAUCAGGGAAGGUUCCUUUCAUCCACGUUGGAAAUCAGGUCGUGUCCGAAUUGGGGCCGAUUGUUCAGUUCACAAAGGCAAAGGGUCAUUCUCUGAGUGACGGGCUGGAUGAUGUCCAGAGGGCAGAGAUGAAGGCUUACAUGGAGUUGGUCAAUAACAUGCUGCUGACCGCAGAGUUAUACAUCCAGUGGUGUGACGACUUCACGGCUACAGAGAUCUCCAGGCCUCGAUACAGCAGCCCCUAUUCUUGGCCCCUCAAUCACAUUCUGGCCUAUCAGAAGCAGUGGGAGGUGCGCAGGAAGAUUAACGCCAUUGGAUGGUCUGGAAAGAGCCUGGAGCAGGUGUAUGAAGAUGUGAGCCAGUGUUGUCAGGCCUUGUCACAACGAUUAGGAACACAGCCCUACUUUUUCAACAAACAGCCAACUGAACUAGACGCUCUGGUGUUUGGUCAUCUUUUUACCAUACUUACCACACAGCUGACCAGCGACGAGCUUGUCGAAAAGGUGAAAUCUUACUCCAACCUGCUGUCUUUCUGCCAUCGCAUUGAACAGGCUUACUUUAAGGAGCAUGAGCGAGAAGGUCAGUCGGGCUCCUCACGCCAUUCCAAAGGCUCUCUACCCUGAGCAGCUCAAUCUGAGCUCUUUCAUUUAAUAAAGGUUUGUGAAUAUUUACAGUGUCCCCGUCGUGUUUCCCAACUACUCCUAUGCCUGUUCAUAAUGCCAUAAUGGGAACUUGCCUGCCGCAGCAGUAGAAUAAGGUUUCUGGUGUAAAAUUGUAGUUGAUGUACAUCUUUUUUUUUUCCACUGUGUGAUGCCUUUGUCUGAUAUGUGUGAAUGGCAAGUGCCUAUGAAGUAUAAUAAACUUCAAGAUGGACUUUG
Danio aesculapii is the source of this 1197-nucleotide messenger RNA. RefSeq names its product metaxin 2 (gene mtx2). The coding region runs from base 118 to 942 and encodes 274 amino acids. Gene Ontology annotation, biological process: mitochondrion organization. The record is from RefSeq and is a predicted model, not a curated record. The transcript is spliced from 10 exons. NCBI's taxonomy places the organism in Eukaryota, Metazoa, Chordata, Actinopteri, Cypriniformes, Danionidae. Gene Ontology annotation, cellular component: SAM complex.